Messenger RNA from Ilex paraguariensis (yerba mate), 165 nucleotides. The record is from the annotation of a GenBank genome assembly. Lineage: Eukaryota; Viridiplantae; Streptophyta; Magnoliopsida; Aquifoliales; Aquifoliaceae.
AUGGGUGUGGAUUAUUAUAAGAUAUUACAAGUUGACAAGAAUGCCAAAGAUGAAGAUUUGAAGAAAGCUUAUAGAAAGCUUGCCAUGAAGUGGCACCCUGAUAAGAAUCCUAAUAACAAGAAAGAUGCUGAGGCCAAAUUCAAACAGAUCUCGGAAGCCUAUGAG